Messenger RNA from Drosophila montana, 696 nucleotides. RefSeq names its product small integral membrane protein 14. Gene Ontology annotation, cellular component: endoplasmic reticulum. The record is from RefSeq and is a predicted model, not a curated record. The transcript is spliced from 4 exons. The coding region runs from base 159 to 497 and encodes 112 amino acids. NCBI's taxonomy places the organism in Eukaryota, Metazoa, Arthropoda, Insecta, Diptera, Drosophilidae.
AGAAAAAAAUGAAAACAAAAUUCGUUUCAGUUGAGCACAUUUUCAGUUUGAAAACACUUUUUCUCCCUUUUUGAUAUUGGCCAGUCGUGUUUUGUACGCUGUGUCAGUUUAUAACGCCACACACUUUGCACCGCCAGUUACAAAAGCAGGAGUCCAACAUGGCUGACGAAUUUGAUGGCUGCGAAUGCAUUUGGUCCCAUGAAUUGGCCAUGCAAAGGCUCCUCAACUUUAUACGCCAAAAUCAGAAUGCCUGCACAGAUACCGAGUGCAUCGAUGUCAGCGGACGCGUUGCUCAGACGGGCCAGGCGGUGAUUGGUGGCGGCGGCGGCGACACCGGCGGAAGCUUCACCAUAGCCAUGAUAUUCAUGCUGCUGGCCAUGUUUAUGUACGUGGUGAAUCCGAGCGUUUGGCGUCAGUUCUCCAACAAUAAGCCCAGUCGACGUGAUAAUAAUCCAGAUGGUGCGCCACCGCCGCAGCCACCGCCGGCAAUCAAUUGAGCUGCCGCUGGACAUGAUUAGAGCUUGCAUUUUCCUUUGGUUUUAGCUACAUACACAAAUAAACGAUUAUAUAUGUACAUAUAUACAGAUAUGUAUAGGCUAAACUUGCCACAAUGUGUAUACAUUCAUAUAUAUAUAUUUAUAUUGGAAGACAAAAAUAAAUUAAUGCAAUGAAAUCAAAAGCAAAACGACAAGAUAA